Phragmites australis (common reed) is the source of this 2228-nucleotide messenger RNA. RefSeq names its product 3-phosphoinositide-dependent protein kinase 2-like. NCBI's taxonomy places the organism in Eukaryota, Viridiplantae, Streptophyta, Magnoliopsida, Poales, Poaceae. Gene Ontology annotation, biological process: intracellular signal transduction; peptidyl-serine phosphorylation. Gene Ontology annotation, molecular function: ATP binding; protein serine/threonine kinase activity. The transcript has 11 exons. The record is from RefSeq and is a predicted model, not a curated record. Bases 379 to 1890 code for a protein of 503 amino acids.
GGUGUACGGGGAUGAGCCGAGUGAAGGGAAGAGAGGCAAAGAGUCCCCGUUCCUGCCCCCAUCAUUCGAUCACAAGGCGGCCACACCCCGAUCGUCUCUCUCUCUUCACCCCGAUCGUCUCUCUCUCUUCGUCUCCCCGUCGUCCUCGAUAGAUUCGAUUCCUUUCCUACGCUGCGCCCCGGCCCCAACCAACAAGCCGAGCCCAAAGGCUGCGGCCGUCGCAGUCCCAUCGAUUCCGCCCGCCUGCUUUCCCACCCCUCGAAGCCGAAUCCGAUGGUUCCACCCGUUGACCGCCUCCGCCAUCGGAGGCCGCGCCGACUCCUCCCCCUCCUCGGGCCCCGCGCCUGCCUCCUCCUAUAGAUACCACCUGGCCCUCCGAUGGCGGUCGGCGGCGACGACGACAUGGAGAGGGACUUCGCCGGCAGGCUGCGCCUCGCGCAUUCGCCCUCGCCCGCACCCGCACCGACCGCCGCCGCUUCCUCCCCCACCGCCGCCGGCGGGAUCGCCUUCCGCGCGCCGCAGGAGCAGUUCACCGUCGACGACUUCGAGCUCGGCAAGAUCUACGGCGUCGGCUCCUACUCCAAGGUGGUGAGGGCCAAGAAGAAGGACACGGGCAACGUCUACGCGCUCAAGAUCAUGGACAAGAAGUUCAUCACAAAGGAGAACAAGAUCUCCUACGUCAAGAUGGAGCGGAUCGUGCUUGAUCAGCUGGAUCACCCGGGCGUCAUCAGGCUCUUCUUCACCUUCCAGGACACCUACUCCCUCUACAUGGCUCUCGAGUCAUGCGAAGGAGGGGAGUUGUUCGACCAGAUUGUUCGGAAAGGUCGUCUGUCUGAGGACGAGGCACGGUUUUAUGCUGCUGAAAUUGUUGAUAUACUUGAGUAUCUGCACAGCGUCGGCCUAAUUCACCGGGACGUCAAGCCAGAAAACUUACUGCUUACUUCGGAUGGUCACAUCAAGAUUGCUGAUUUUGGUAGUGUCAAGCCUACAAGGGAUACUCCCAUUAAAGUCCUCCCAAAUUCAACCAAUGAAAGGGCCUGCACAUUUGUUGGAACAGCUGCAUAUGUACCACCUGAGGUGCUGAACUCCGCCCCAGCAACCUUUGGAAAUGACUUAUGGGCGUUGGGGUGCACGCUGUAUCAAAUGCUUUCUGGCUCUUCGCCAUUUAAAGAUGCCAGUGAGUGGUUAAUUUUCCAGAGAAUCAUUGCAAGGAACCUCAAGUUUCCUGAGUAUAUUUCAGAUGAAGCAAGAGAUCUUAUUGACAAGUUGCUGGAUGUUGAUCCAAGCAAAAGGCCAGGUGCGGGACCUGAUGGUUAUGCUUCCUUGAAGAAGCAUCCUUUCUUCAGAGGCAUUGACUGGAAAAACUUGAGGAAGGCACGAGCACCAAAAAUCGCAAUGGAUGCAAAUGCAAAUGAGGAUGAGGAUAGCCAGGAUUCGAAUUGGUUAUCACACAUGGGAAGCGUGACAGCCAGCCAACAGUUAAACCCUGUUAUCAAUAAUGGUGCUGCAUCAUCUUCUGAAGUACGCUCCCAUAUAUCUAAAUUAGCUUCCAUCGACUCCUUCGACUCUAAAUGGCAAGAAUUCCUGGACCCUGGUGAGUCUGUAGUUUUGAUAUCAAAGCUGAAGAAGAUUAAUAAGCUAGCAAACAAGAAGGUCCAGUUGAUCCUCACCGACAAACCUCAGUUGAUCUGUGUUGACCCUGCAAAGAUGGUGGCCAAGGGGAACAUUAUUUGGUCUGAUGAUCCAAGUGAACUCAAUGUGCAAGUAUCAAAUUCUUCACAUUUUAGAAUAUGCACGCCAAAGAAGGUGUCAACGUUUGAGGAUGCAAAACAGCGUGCGUGGCAAUGGAAGAAGGCGAUUGAAGACCUCCAACGCUGGCAAAAGAAUUAAUUUUCAAUUCAAAUCAAGAUCCUAAAAGCUCAAAUUAUGCAUUGUUAAUACAUCAAAACAACCUUUUCACUUGGAGGAACAUGAGGGGGCUUAUUUCUCCUGCUGUCCUGCUCCCGUGCCUGGUUGCAAGGAAGUCACUACUCGCUAAUUGUCACAAUGACUGACGCCCCUAAAAAUUUUCCCAUUUCUAUCUACAUUUUCAUAUAGCACACAAUUUCGUUUGUCGCUUUUGUGAAUCGUUGCAGCAGAUAGCAUUGAAAUGGCUGCACUCCGGAAAUAUUAACACAGGAAAAUAUUUCAUCGAAACGACUUUAACAGUGUUGCCAUAGUUCAUUGUC